GAGAUUGGGAAGAGGGGGGUGCGAGGAACGAGCAAAGUUGUAGGUUAGGAAGACAGAGGAGGAAGGGGGAGUUAGGUAAGGGAGAUAAAGGUGACGGAGGGGGAGCAGGAGCAGCAGCAGGAGGAGCAGCAGGAGGAGGAGGAGAGGCUGCAGCAAGGCACAAGGUGAGGGGACAAAGAGAGAGAGAAGAUGUGAGAAGGCGCCUUGGGCUGGAAGGCAAAUCAGGAGAGGACAGAAACCACCAAACGAUGCCUGGGAAGUUUCAGACUGGCCUUAGGGUGCUAGCCACUUGCCUCUUUGCUCUGCUGGUGUUGGGGGGCAUCUUGGCUGCAUAUGUGACAGGGUACCAAUUUAUUCAUACCGAUCGCCACCAUCUCUCAUUUGGCCUAUACGGAGCCAUCCUGGGUCUCCAUUUACUCUCUCAGAGCCUCUUUGCUUUUUUGGAGCACAGGAAGAUGCGAGGAGGUGGGCGGUGUCCUUCAGGAAAGUCCACAGUGGUGCUUUGUAUUGCAGCAUAUCAAGAGGACCCAGAGUACUUACGGAAAUGUCUGCGAUCAGUGCGCCGCCUCUCAUAUCCUCACCUUCGUGUGAUCAUGGUGGUGGAUGGGAAUACAGAAGAGGACAGAUAUAUGAUGGACAUAUUCCGAGAGGUCAUGGGAUCAGAGGGAACCUGCUGCUACAUUUGGGACAAAAAUUACCAUGAAUCAGAGGAGGGAGGACAAGAGGGUGAGAGGGGAGUACAGGAGAUGGUGAAGAACUUCCAGUAUGUCUGCAUCAUGCAGAAGUGGGGUGGAAAAAGGGAAGUCAUGUAUACUGCGUUUCGUGCACUUGGAGACAGUGUGGCUUAUGUGCAGGUCUGUGACUCUGACACUGUGUUAGACCCAGCUUGCACCGCUGAGAUGCUGCGCAUUUUGGAAGAAGAUCCUGAAGUGGGGGGAGUAGGUGGAGAUGUGCAGAUCCUGAAUAAGUACGAAUCGUGGAUCUCAUUUCUGAGCAGUGUCCGCUACUGGAUGGCAUUCAAUGUGGAACGGGCCUGCCAGUCCUAUUUUGGCUGUGUUCAGUGCAUAAGUGGCCCUCUGGGAAUGUAUAGGAACAGCCUUCUGCAGUACUUUUUAGAAGACUGGUACCAUCAAACAUUUUUGGGGCAGAAGUGUAGCUUUGGGGAUGACAGACAUCUAACAAACCGUGUACUAAGUAUGGGAUAUCGAACUAAGUACACAGCUCGGUCUCGUUGCCUGACAGAGACACCAACACGGUAUUUGCGCUGGUUGAACCAACAAACGCGCUGGAGCAAAUCAUACUUCCGUGAGUGGCUAUACAAUGCACUGUGGUUCCACAAACACCACCUUUGGAUGACCUAUGAAUCUGUGGUUACUGGCUUCUUUCCCUUCUUCUUGGUGGCCACAGUGGUUCAACUAUUUUAUCGUGGCCGUGUUUGGAAUAUUCUUCUUUUUCUAUUGACCGUACAGCUUGUUGGUAUUUUGAAGGCAACCUAUGCCUGUAUCCUUCGAGGUAAUGCUGAAAUGAUUUUCAUGUCACUUUAUUCACUUCUCUACAUGACUAGCCUUCUGCCUGCCAAAAUAUUCGCAGUGAUCACCAUCAACAAGUCUGGCUGGGGGACUUCAGGGCGCAGGAAGCUGGUGGUGAAUUUUAUGGGUAUGGUGCCCGUGUCUGUCUGGUUUUGCAUUCUGCUGGGAGGAUUAGUAUACACAGCAUAUUGUCAGAGUCAUGAUCCGUUCACCGAAACAGAACUGUUAUUCCUGUUGACAGGUGCCAUCUUAUACGGAUGUUAUUGGGUGGCACUUCUCAGUUUAUAUCUUGCUUUGAUUGCCCGGCGGUGUGGGAAGAGACAAGAGCUGUACAACUUAGCAUUGGAGGAAGUCUGAAGGACAGAAAAAGCAGGCUUUUAUUUUGUUUACAACAUAAACAUAGGAUGACUACUUGUUUUGAAAGACUGUAACAAAAUCACAAAUGCAGUAGUUUCCAUAUUAUGACAAGUGCAACACACUGAAUGUUCUUCAUGCAGCCGAGCACAGCAAAGGCUGACUUGCAUUUUCAACACUGUAGAUGGAGCUUUUCUCACCAGCAAUGUCUUAAGCAGCUAAAACCAUUCUAUGCAAAAAUAUAUAUAUAUACCUCAGAACCAGAGCCAGCUGCCAAAGCAAUAAAGCCUUAAUUCAGAACCUGGUCCUGUGAAUAAAAAAUGUAAAAGUAAAGCAACAACAGAUCACAUAGCACCAAACAAACUAUUAAAAGGGAAAAAAACAAACAAUGCAGCAAAAGACAAUAUUUGAAACAGGUCGUACCUUUGAUAUUUGUUUACUGUGAGCAGCUGCUUUAAAACAUUUUACACCAAAAAUGUUAGACAUACCUGAUGGGUGCCUACUAACAAACUUCGGCAGGGAAGAUUAAGCCAAAUGAUCAAAAUCACAAUAAGAAUGUUUGGGAAUGAGGCCUGUGUGUGUAAGACUGAAAAAAAAAAAAAUGUCCUGCUUUUUCAAAAAAUACAUGAAAAUAAUGGCCCAGCGACCAUUGUCAGCGGAACUAUCUUAGUAAUUAUGGCGUUGGUCUUUAGUCCUUGAUGAAUGUUACACUUUUGCAACUCCUCGCUGGCCUUAUGAAUGCAGCAUUUACUUUUUUGGCUGUUAAUUAUUAUGAUUGAUUUUCUACUACCCUAUAAUAACUGCCAGAUAAACCUAUAGAUAUAGUAUAUAAAGUAAUUUAUGUCCUGCUUUAUAACUUACAUUGUAGUUAACUUUACAAAGUUGACUGAAGCUCGA
Molecule: messenger RNA, 2780 nt
Organism: Xenopus laevis (African clawed frog)
Lineage: Eukaryota; Metazoa; Chordata; Amphibia; Anura; Pipidae
Gene: has3.S
Product: hyaluronan synthase 3 S homeolog
Exons: 4
Coding region: 249-1886 (545 amino acids)
Biological process (GO): extracellular matrix assembly; hyaluronan biosynthetic process
Cellular component (GO): cytoplasmic vesicle; Golgi membrane; plasma membrane
Molecular function (GO): hyaluronan synthase activity
Source: RefSeq, a predicted model, not a curated record